Lonchura striata (white-rumped munia) is the source of this 1881-nucleotide messenger RNA. NCBI's taxonomy places the organism in Eukaryota, Metazoa, Chordata, Aves, Passeriformes, Estrildidae. The record is from RefSeq and is a predicted model, not a curated record.
AUGGAGACAUUGGGAUUUGGGGUGCGCAAGGGACACCCCGAAGCCCCGAUCCCGCUGUUCCCGGAAUCCCUGGAUGCCGCUGCCGAGCCCUCCGCCCUGGUUGCCGGCGCAUCCGGCGGGGAAUGGGAUGACGGGACCUUCCUGUUCCCGGCCCCGCGCCCGCCCCGCGCCCGGGGGACACCCCCGCCACGAGCCCCCCGCAGCCCCGAGCCCGACGGGACCCCCGGAGCCUCCCCCGGCGCCCUCCGGAACGCCCCCGGCCCCUCCCGCGCCGCGGAGCCGCCGAGGGCCCUCCUUGACGCUGCAGUCCCCACAGGAGCCCUCAUGGAGCAGGACGAGCCAGACGUGGUGGAGCUGCAGGACUCGGAUGAGGGGGACGUGGUCCGGAGGGUCUUCAUUGCCGAUGACGGCAUCGUGAGCGACGGCGAGGCCGAGGUGCUGCCGCACGAGAUCAUCCGCACGGUGAUCCCGCACGGCCCCCUGUGCCCCCCGCCGCCCCGCGGGACCCCCGCCCCGGCCCCGGGGGGCUCCGAGGAGGGCGGGGGGCGGCGGGGCGCGGGCCGCCAGCGCCCCUUCAUCUGCAACGAGUGCGGCAAGAGCUUCAGCCACUGGUCCAAGCUGCUGCGGCACCAGCGCACACACACGGGCGAGCGGCCCAGCACCUGCGGCGAGUGUGGCAAGAGCUUCUCGCAGAACUCGCACCUGGUGCAGCACCGCCGCACCCACACCGGGGAGAAGCCGUACAGGUGCGGCCACUGCGGCAAGAGCUUCUCCUGGAGCUCCAACCUCAUCCAGCACCAGCGCAUUCACACCGGGGAGCGCCCGUACGGCUGCGCUGAGUGCGGCAAGAGCUUCACGCAGAGCAAGAACCUCAUCAAGCACCAGCGCACCCACGCCGGGCCAGGGGCAGCGCGGCCGCGGCGCUGCGCCCACCCUGCAGGUGCCCCAAGGGCGCUGAAGGGGCCUCGGGCGGGGGGCGAGGGCGAGGGGCCCGCGGGGGCCUCGGGCGGCUGCGGGCAGGAGCCGCUGAUCUGCGUGGAGUGCGGGGAGAGCUUUGCCCGGAGCGCCGCGCUCAGGAGGCACCGCCGGGGACACCGUCCACUCUUCGUGCCCUGAGGGACAGUGGCAGCGGGACAUGGGGACAUGGGGCACUGCCCUUCGCACCCUGAGGGGACACUGGAGAGGGCACAGGGACAGUGGGGCACUGUGCUCACACUGCCAGGGCACCACCUGCUCUUUGUGUCCUGAGGGGCAGGAGGACAGUGGCACUGGAACAUGGGGACAUGGGGCACCACCCGCUCUUUGUGUCCUGAGGGGCAGGGGGACAGUGGCACUGGGACAUGGGGACACGAUAGUUGGGGCACUGGCCACUCUUCAUGCCCUGAGGGGACACCGCGGUGGGGACACAAGGACAGUUGAACAAUGUUCUGGCAGCGUCUGCUCUUGGUGACGCGGGGACACACAGUGGGCCACUCUGGUGGAGGACACGGGGACUGUACCACAGACUGGAGACACAGGGAUUGUUUCAGUGGCAGGAUGUGGUGCUAGAGCUGGGGUCACACGAGUUAUGCCACAGGUGAGGGGACAUGGUGACACCCAGCUGGGGGGACACAGUGCGGGGAACCUGGACUGGGACAAAGACAGCACACGGUGACACUCAGGGUGACACAGAGCUGAUGUCCCCAAGCCCACCUGUGCCCCGUGUCACCCUUGGUGCUGUUCCCCAUCAGUGCCACAUCCCAGAGCUGUAAAUAGGGGAAGGGGGGAGGGACAUGAGGGUGGGACCCUGGGGGAGGGAGGAGGUGACACCAGGACCCCUUGUGGAGUGGGGUGGGGGCACAGAUGGGGCUGGACUCUGAAUAAAGUUGUGUUUUGGGGGGA